AAUGGAAAGACAAAGCUAAGACUCUCCUUCUCUCUCUCAAACCUUCACCUAUGUCUUUGUGGAUGGAGAUGUCUUCCUUGGCCUCUGCUUUCACUUCUCCAUCCUAAACUAGGAAACCCAAAACCCAGAAUUCCAAAAAAAAGAAAAAUCCCAUUUUAGUCAAUAAAACAAAGAGAAAAGAACUAGAGGAAAUAAAUUGAACUUUGAAGGAAUUUACCAUGUCUUUCUCUUUCCUUAAUUCUAUUUCAUCUCCUCCUCAAACUAAUUCCGUCUUUUGCUCUCCAUUUUUCUCUCUUUACCACUUGCAUUCUUCUUCUUUCUCUCCCCUAUAUCACCGCAAAGAAAGUUAUGCGAAUGGGAGGAUUAUGAGAGCUUCGGGGUUCUUGGGUGAUGAGAAAGGCAAUGAGAGGGUGAAUUUUGGUUCAAUGGGGAAAAAAGAAGGUGGGCUCUUUUGGGUUUCUUCUCGUUGUAGUUCUAGACGGAGGAGUAGCCGUAGUAGCAGCAAAGAAGAGGAAUUUGAGAGUGAAGGAGGGGAGGAGGAGGAUGAAGACGAAGAGAAUGCUGGGUCUUUUUGUGUCUUGCCUGACAGAUGGGAUGUUCUUGGUCUUGGUCAAGCCAUGGUAGACUUUUCUGGCAUGGUUGAUGAUGAAUUCUUGGAGAGAUUGGAAUUAGAGAAGGGUACCAGGAAGGUUGUGAAUCAUGAGGAGAGGGGUAGAGUAUUGCGGGCUAUGGAUGGUUGCAGCUAUAAGGCAGCUGCUGGAGGAUCUCUUUCCAACAGUCUGGUGGCUUUGGCAAGGCUUGGUAGUAAGCCCAUUGGGGGCCCUGUGCUAAAUGUAGCUAUGGCAGGCAGCGUAGGUAGUGAUCCCUUGGGUGGCUUUUACAGGGCAAAAUUACAUCGGGCAGAUGUGAAUUUUCUUUCUGAACCUAUCAAGGAUGGGACAACAGGAACAGUGAUAGUUCUCACAACUCCAGAUGCUCAGCGCACAAUGCUUGCUUAUCAGGGUACAUCAUCAACUAUUAAUUAUGAUUCUUGCUUGGCUGGCGUUGUUUCUAAAACAAACAUAUUUAUUGUAGAGGGCUAUUUAUUUGAACUUCCUGAUACAAUCAAAACUAUUAUAAAGGCAUGUGAAGAAGCACGCCGGAGUGGUGCCCUGGUGGCAGUCACAGCAUCAGAUAUCUCCUGCAUUGAGAGACACUAUGAUGAUUUCUGGGAAAUUGUUGGGAAUUAUGCGGAUAUUGUGUUUGCAAACAGUGAUGAAGCAAGAGCUCUAUGUCAUUUUUCCUCAAAGGAAAGCCCUAUUUCAGCAACAAGGUAUCUUAGCCACUUCGUUCCUCUAGUCUCAGUUACAGAUGGACCUAGAGGAUCUUAUAUAGGUGUGAAAGGAGAAGCUGUAUAUAUUCCUCCUUCUCCAUGUGUACCUGUGGACACAUGUGGUGCUGGUGAUGCAUAUGCAUCCGGUAUUUUGUAUGGUAUAUUGCGAGGUGUCUCAGAUUUGAAAGGUAUGGGUACACUAGCAGCUAGGAUUGCAGCCACAGUAGUUAGGCAACAGGGGACCCGACUUCGGGUUCAAGAUGCCGUUGAUCUGUCAGAGUCAUUUGCAUUCAAUCUGGAGAGUUCUACUGUACGGACAGAUGUAGGUUGAGAUCAUAUUUCCAGCUUGUGACAUGGUGCCUUGAAGCCCAUGUUGGUUUCUCCAUUCUUUUGGAUCUCUUUGUUCAUAGCUUGUAACCUUGUAUAUUAUCCAUCUAAACAUUGAUUAUACUGGCAACAGAUUUGCCUUGUUAUUGAUUCAAACUCUACAGUGAUUCCAAUGUCAUCCAGUAUCAAUGUUAUAAAAA
Molecule: messenger RNA, 1839 nt
Organism: Theobroma umbraticum
Lineage: Eukaryota; Viridiplantae; Streptophyta; Magnoliopsida; Malvales; Malvaceae
Gene: NARA5
Product: pfkB-like carbohydrate kinase family protein
Molecular function (GO): kinase activity
Source: RefSeq, a predicted model, not a curated record